AUGUCUGAUCCCUCUCAUACUCAUAACGAUCAGCCUAAGGAUCCACAGUUUGCCCAGAAGGAAGCUCAUUUAGAAGAGGACCCUACUUUGAAGCUUGAGCGUGCUGGUAAGAUUAAGGAACUGAAUGCAGCUUCGCUGAGGAAACCACACGCAAGAUCGUUUGGUAAGUCUUUCCAAGUACCAGAUGAACGACAAGAGCGCAAUAAUGCCGGGGGGUUGUUAAGAAACGAUGGCCAUAGACCUGGUAACUGA
Molecule: messenger RNA, 252 nt
Organism: Zygosaccharomyces rouxii
Lineage: Eukaryota; Fungi; Ascomycota; Saccharomycetes; Saccharomycetales; Saccharomycetaceae
Exons: 1
Coding region: 1-252 (83 amino acids)
Source: RefSeq, a predicted model, not a curated record